AUGUCGAUGGCUACCUCGAACGAUAGCAACAACAGCAGAGGAACGGAGCUGCUGGGUGUCCUCAUCUCCAACAGCAGCACCUGCGACGUUAAUGACUACAACAACGAUGAUUUCUUUGAUUCCUGCACAAGCAUCCAUAGGGAAAUGGUGACAACGACACCUCCCGGUGGUUUUUCGGCCACACACGACGUCCAGCGAUGUAGCAAUGGCGAUUUUUCAAUGGCAGAAUUGGCAGGUGACAUGGUGGCGAUACAGCGGCGCUACCGGUGGCGAUCAAUCUUGACAGAGCAACUAGGGAAAGAGAAGGAGAAUAAGGGGACCUUCAUGUGGUCGCUUGAGGCCGCCGCUAAUCGGAACAAGGUGGAGUUUGGGUGA
Messenger RNA from Lactuca saligna, 375 nucleotides. The record is from the annotation of a GenBank genome assembly. NCBI's taxonomy places the organism in Eukaryota, Viridiplantae, Streptophyta, Magnoliopsida, Asterales, Asteraceae.